Platichthys flesus (European flounder) is the source of this 6839-nucleotide messenger RNA. RefSeq names its product CCCTC-binding factor (zinc finger protein) (gene ctcf). The coding region runs from base 319 to 2793 and encodes 824 amino acids. Gene Ontology annotation, biological process: regulation of transcription by RNA polymerase II. Lineage: Eukaryota; Metazoa; Chordata; Actinopteri; Pleuronectiformes; Pleuronectidae. Gene Ontology annotation, molecular function: RNA polymerase II transcription regulatory region sequence-specific DNA binding; DNA-binding transcription factor activity, RNA polymerase II-specific. The transcript has 16 exons. Gene Ontology annotation, cellular component: nucleus. The record is from RefSeq and is a predicted model, not a curated record.
AUUCCAUUCUAUUAGAACGACAAAGAUUUCACCAAAAGGCUGCAAUAGCUAAAAAAGUGUAGGAUGGUAAUCUGUGAUUAUUGAAAUGUUUAGAUUAAAUAUUGAGUCACUCACGUCACAUCUUGUCCUCUCCCUCCUCCAAGCAAGGUCUCUUACAGCUGAGGUCCCAACACCGACAUCAGUGCAGCACAGUUUUCUGUGUGCCUAUGAUAAAACAGACACAAUAUCCAUGGAGUCACAACAAAUGAGAUGCUGUUACAACUUUAACACGGAGACACAAUCAAUGACAUGACGAAGUAACUGAGGAACAAACCCAGCAUGGAUGCAGGUCCAUCAGAGGGUGUAGGGGAGGAGGUCCACAGCCAGGAUGCCAUGGUUGCUGACCUCCUCCAGCAAGCUGCAGAGGCCGGGGGCGUGUUAGAGGGACAAGCUGGAGUCAUCCUUGAACAAGGUCAUGGGGAAGAGUUGGUAGCAGCCGCCCAGCAACAGCUAAUGGAGGCCGGGGUUGGUGUGGAAUGUGGACCAGGUGUUGAAAUGAUGGUUAUGGACUCACUGGACCCCACUUUGCUGCAGAUGAAGACUGAGGUGAUAGAUGCUACAGUGGGGGGGUCAUCAGCUGGUUCUGCUCACCAAGCAACUGUCACAACAGUGGACCAGACUCAAAUCAUCACGCUACAGGUGGUCAACAUGGAGGAGCAGGCAGCUUUAGGCCUGGGAGAGCUGCAGCUGGUCCAGGUGCCAGUUUCUGCCACCACUGUGGAGGCCCUGCAGCAAGGCACCUUUGUUGACACCACUGCGAUGCCAAAGGAUGGAGACCCAGUCAUUUGCCACACCCUGCCACUUCCGGAGGGCUUCCAGGUAGUUAAGGUUGGUGCUAAUGGGGAGGUGGAGACCGUGGAGCAAGAAGAGGAGGGAGGACAAGGCCACCAUGAAGAGGAAGAUGAGGAGGUGGGCAACCAGCUGUUGGAAGAAGGGGAAGAUGGGCCCAUUAAGACUCCAAAUGAUGACCCAAACUGGGCUAAGGAUCCAGACUAUCAGCCUCCAUCUGGAAUUUUGAAAAAGACCAAAAAGGGGAAAAAGAGUCGCCUGCGUUACGCUGAAGGAGAUAAGGAUAUGGACGUCAGUGUCUAUGACUUUGAAGAAGAGCAGCAGGAGGGCCUUCUGUCUGAGGUCAAUGCUGAGAAAGUGGUGGGCAACAUGAAACCACCCAAACCUACAAAGAUCAAGAAGAAAGGAGUGAAGAAGACAUUUCAGUGUGAACUCUGCAGCUACACCUGCCCUCGGCGCUCCAACCUGGACAGACACAUGAAGAGCCACACAGAUGAGAGACCACAUAAAUGUCAUUUGUGUGGAAGAGCCUUUAGGACGGUCACCUUGCUAAGAAACCAUCUCAACACACACACCGGAACUCGUCCACACAAGUGCACAGACUGUGAUAUGGCUUUUGUGACUAGCGGAGAGCUGGUUCGUCAUCGUCGCUACAAACACACACACGAGAAACCCUUCAAAUGCUCCAUGUGUGACUAUGCCAGUGUUGAGGUGAGUAAACUAAAGCGUCACAUUCGAUCCCACACUGGUGAGCGUCCAUUCCAGUGCAGUCUCUGCAGCUACGCCAGUAGAGACACGUACAAGCUGAAGAGACACAUGAGGACACACUCAGGAGAGAAACCUUAUGAGUGCUACAUCUGCCAUGCCCGUUUUACCCAGAGUGGAACCAUGAAAAUGCACAUUCUGCAGAAACACACGGAAAACGUGGCAAAAUUCCACUGUCCACACUGUGACACAGUUAUCGCGCGUAAGAGUGACUUGGGUGUCCAUCUUCGAAAGCAGCACUCGUUUAUUGAGACUGGAAAGAAGUGUCGCUACUGUGAUGCAGUCUUUCACGAGCGCUACGCUCUGAUCCAGCACCAGAAGUCCCAUAAGAACGAGAAAAGGUUCAAAUGCGACAUGUGUGACUACUGCUGCCGCCAGGAGCGACACAUGGUGAUGCAUCGUCGUACCCACACUGGAGAGAAACCAUAUGCCUGCAGCCAGUGUGAAAAAACAUUCAGACAGAAGCAGCUGCUGGACAUGCACUUCAAACGCUACCACGACCCUAACUUUAUCCCCACCGCCUUUGUCUGCCCCAAGUGUAGCAAGACCUUCACUCGCAGGAACACCAUGGCACGCCACUCUGACAACUGCAGUGGUGAGGUUGAGGACGCUGAGAACGGAACUCCUACCCCAAAGAGAGGGAGAAGAGGAAGAAAGAGAAAGAUGAGGAGCAGAAGAGAUGACGAUGAUGACAGCGAGGAGGAUCCCGUUGAACCCGAUGAGGAGGAAGAGGGUGAGGGUGAGGAAGAAUCACCACUGCUACAGGAAGAUGAGGACCCAGAAAGCAUGGAAUUGGACCAGGCCCCUGCUGCCAUUCCUGUCCCAGCCCCCGACGAGCCACCAGUCAAGAGGAAACGAGGCCGACCCCCUAAGAAUGCCCCUAAGCCUCCGACACCUAUCAAGUCAGUCAGAGUGGCUGCCAAGACAAAGGCUGCUGCUGCCAUCAUUCAGGUGGAGGAUGAGAGCACUGGAGCAGUGGAGAACAUCAUAGUGAAGAAGGAAGAGGGUGACACGCCUGCAGCGACACCGCUGGAGCAGGGAGUGGCCCUGGCAGUGGAGGGGGAGGGGGAGGAGGUGGGGCUGGGGCUGGAGGGGGAAGGGGUGGAUACUGUUGAGUUGGCUGUGAAUGAAGAAACGGCAGCUGCUGCCGCCAAUGGCGAUCUUACGCCAGAGAUGAUCCUGAGCAUGAUGGACCGGUGAACACAACACACAGCCACACACGUGUAGCCAGACUGUGUAAAGCUAAUAUUUUCCACAUCCUUAGCCUUCUUCACCUCAUGGCUCAUCUGUAUUUGCUUUUAACAGCAGCCAUGAUGGCACCUUUGGAGUGGCUGCACAAACUGGUGACAGCAAAAAUAUCCAUGCACAAAGAAAGGAAGCUGCAUGUAAAUACUUCCACGUAACUUCACAUCCAUGUAGGUCAACCUGCUAGACACUGAAGUUUGUGGGUCUCUUAACACACACACAGACACACCCAAUACCAGAUCCUGUGUCACAUCAUAUACAAGUAAAAUAUAUUGUCCAAGCUAAUUAUUGACUGCUGUCUGCUCUAAAUGCUUUUUUCAUAAGGUGAAUGUCUAUUGAAUGAAUCAUAUUUUGCUAGUUGUGUCUACACAAAGCCACAUCCUGUGUCAGUCCUUACCAACGCACUCUGCAGUUAAUGUUCAGCAGGAAACCACCUCCUCCGUGUAUGUUGCUCUGCCACCACGUACAACUGUCAUUUGCUUUUCCCUCAUAACUUAAUUUUUCUGCGCUCUUGCUUGGGUAUGUUUCAGAACACUUUGCGAACCCCUGGCCUUUAUUUGUUUGUAUAUAAAUAUUGUAUGUCAUUUUUUCCUUUUGAAGAUCAGGAUAUUGAAAGAAGGAUCCUUCCUUAUAAAUGAGAGAGCAGGUACAUUAAAAUGACCAGAGAGAUUCAUACCUGUGGUACAUCUUUUAGAGUAAUUCUAUCAUGCCCUCGGUCAGAUCAUGUACAGUACAUCCUUGAGAUAGCUGCUAAAUUAGUUAUUUUGGAACUUUUUUCUAUUUUCUCGUACUUAUUACUGUUGGGGGCUAUUUAUAACUCACAGUUAAUAAUCUUCUUCCUCCCUGUUGGAAAAGAACAUAGACUAUUUUCAUCACAUUAACUUGGAGCAAUUACAGAUAAUCUUGAUUGGUGAAAUAUGUAACUGUAAUUGUGGGUUUGAACAUUCCAAAAACAUCAAUUAACAUGAUAUUAUUUCAAUGCAUUUGAAUAGUCUCACUUGAAAUAAUCAGCAGUAACAAACUCAAGUUUGUAUACGGUAAUUAUCUGCCAUUUUAAAGCCAAUCCAUGUUUUGUUUGGACCAGACUACCUUGUGAGUCAGUGUGUCCCUCAAACACCACUCUUCCCCACCAUAAUCCAUAAUGUGGCAGAUGACUUUCAUGUAAAUACAUAUUUUUGAAACCUUUUUCUUUUUGAUUUCUUGUAAAUCCUUUUAAAGUUUUUAAAUCGCUGAUUGGGAGAUUUGUUGGUGAAAAAGUACACUGAGCUUCUCUGUUAUAUGGUAAACAUGUAAGAACCAGACUGGUUUCUUCCUAACCAACCAAAAUCAUCUUUGUAUUCUCUUGUUCAGAGCCAUUUUCUGCUUGGAUGUUGUUUUACAGUUUUGGUUUGUGGCCAUGGGUAGAGGUCACUGGGUUUUUCUACAGGUUGAUUAGUUAUCAGAGAAAACAUGUUAGAAGAAGGGUUCUGAGAAAACCAACCCUCCAUGCAUCAUACUGACACUGUCACUUGUGUAGCAAUCCUUAAGCACCAUCAGUUCUGUGACCGCAGGACAACAUGUGUUCUCAGUCAUGUUUCGGAAUUCUUUUUUGCUUUUUUUCCAGAGUUGAGAGAACAGAGAUUAUAAAACAUCCCUGUUUGAAGAGUUAGAAAACAGAAAAAACGUCAUGAACAGUCAUGUUUAAGCUGAGACACUGUACAGCUGAUGAAACAUAAAACCAUACUCAUAGGCCUACAACUGCUCCAUGCUUCUGUCUUUCAUUUAGUUAGUACAGUUGGGAGGGGCAGUUUGUCAAGGCCCUUCAAAAUGUAUGUCUUUCUAUUUUCCAGGUCAGUGCAGAAAAAUGACAGAGGAAGAGCUGGGUGAAAUGAAAAGAAAAACACUCUUUGAAUAAGCACAUAUUCUUUGUUUCAUAAUUUUAAACUGCUGGACACCAGUUCUAUGCUAUUUCAAUGAAAAGUCCUUUCUUUGUGUUUGUACACUCCUGAUCAAAAUGUUAAGACCAGUUAAAAAAUUGCAUGAAUUUUUAUUUUGCACUGUUGGAUCUUAGGAAGGUUCUAAGUAGAGCUUCAAAAUGAAAAAAGAAGAAAUGGGAACAAGAGACCAAAAGUUGUGAGCAGGCAAUUUAUUGAAAACAAAAAUUUUACUCAAAUAGGCUGUUCAUCAGCUGAUCAAACGUUUAAGACCACAGCCUUUAAAAGCCAAAAUCUGUGCAAAAAUUUGGAUUCCAUGUCAUUUCCUGUCAAGUAAUCACACUGUGAAGAUCUCUUGAUGGCAAAGGCAAAAAAGCUCACCGUCUUUGAACGUGGUAGGGUUGUUGAACUGCAUAAACAAGGCCUCCCACAACGUGCCAUCGCUGCUGAGGUUGGACGCAGUAAGACAGUCAUUUUGCAUUUCUUAAAAUAUCCUCAGGGUUAUGGAACAAAAAAAUCAAGUGGUAGACCCAAAAAAAUCUCACCGGCACUGAGCCGGAGGAUCCGAAUGGCUGUCCGUCAAGACACGGGACGAUCCUCGUCCCAAAUUAAGGCCAUUACUGGUGCUGACUGCAGCCCUAUAACCAUCAGACGGCAUCUGCGAAGGAAGGGCUUCAAAAACAAGAAACAUCUUCAAAGCCCACGUCUCCUUCAACGUCACAAAAUUGCCCGUUUAGUCUUUGCACGGGAGCUCCAAACAUGGGACAUUCAAAGGUGGAAGAAAGUUUUAUUCUCUGAAAAUUUAACCUUGAUGGUCCUGAUGGCUUCCAACGUUACUGGCAUGACAAGGAGAUGCCACCUGAGAUGUUUUCUAUGCGGCACAGUGGAGGGGGUGCCAUCAUGAUCUGGGGUGCUUUUUCCUUCAAUGGAACAAUGGAGCUCUAGGUUGUGCAGGGUUGUCAAACAGCAGCUGGCUAUGUGGAGAUGUUGCAUCGGGCAUCCCUCAUGACUGAGGGCCCUCGUCUGUGUGGUAACGACUGGGUUUUUCAGCAGGACAACGCUCCAAUUCACAAUGCCCGUCUGACCAAGACUUUUUUCCAGGAGAAUAACAUCACUCUUUUGGACCAUCCUGCGUGUGCCCCUGAUCUUAAUCCAAUUGAGAACAUUUGGGGAUGGAUGGCAAGGGAAGUUUACAAAAAUGGACUUCAGUUCCAGACAGUGGAUGCCCUUCGUGAAGCCAUCUUCACCACUUGGCGCAACAUUCGCACUAGCCUUUUGGAAACACUUCCAUCAAGCAUGCCAAAACGAAUUUUUGAUGUGAUCAACAAUAAUGGUGGAGCUACUCAUUACUGAGUCAGUUUUUGACACUUUAAUUUCUGUUUUAGGAGGUUUUGGAUUUUUUUUUGAGCUGUGGUCUUAAACUUUUGAUCAGCUGAUGAACAGCCUACUUCAGUUAAAUUGUUGUUUUCAAUAAAUUGCCUGCUCACAACUUUUGGUCUCUUGUUCCCAUUUCUUCUUUUUGCAUUGUGAAACUCUACUUAGAACCUUCCUAAGAAUCAACAGUGCAAAAUGCAAAUUCAUGCAAUUUUUUAACUGGUCUUAAGAUUUUGAUCAGGAGUGUAUGUUUGAAAUUGUGAUCGUCAUGAUCAGGCUUGUAUUCUAACCCAAACAUUAUUUCCUAUAAGGACCCUUUUGGCCGAGAAAUUUCAUAGUCAACCCAGCACUUUCUCUGGUCCUCAGCCACACACCUAGUCAACUUGAAAUGGGUUAAGAAAGUCGAAAGAAACAUUUUCUCUGCUGGUAUGAAUUAGACAGUUACAGUGAACACAAAAUGUUACCAUAGCAUAUGAAGUUGAAAACAGCCUUUUAUUGACAUGAUUCCGCUCAUGAAGCAAACAUCUCAGUCGAGGAACAUCAAAAACACUUAGUUCUAUGAGAAUGAACUGGAAGCUCGGAGUAUGCAGAACAGCUGUAAUCCAAAGGAUACAACCUUUUGUAAGCAAGUCAAUAAAUGACAAUGUUUGAAUAAUGUCCAAAUGUUCCAGCCAAAAUAUCUAGUCAAUGAAAAAUAAAACACUUAUCAAAGAA